CUGUUAUUUUAUUGAAAAAAAGGAACUUAUUUAAAACAGUCUUUUGAAUGGAUUUGAAUGGAUCGUAAGGCGUUACAAGGCGUAUCACACUUAAUUAACGAUAUUUUGUGUUAUUCACAUAGAAAUGUUUUUUAUUAUUACAUUAUUUUGUUAGUACGUCAGUUAGUUAGUGCGUCACUGCGCAUGUGUCAAAAGUUGCCCGAUCUACGAACACAGGGGUGCGUUCAGAUUCCUCACUCCGAGUGUCCUCAGGUGUAGUUUUAUCCUUGUUUAACAUUCUCAGUAUAUAUAUGUAUAUAUAUAUAUAUAAAUAACAAGGAUAAAAUGAUACCUGGAAACACUCGGGUGGAAUCUGAACGCAGCCCUGCUCGUAGGACGUCGUGAACAAAAAAAAAAGAAGAGAAGAAAGAAAUGCUCUCCCCACAAUUCAUCGCGGCGUUUACUACAGGAAAGGAAAGCGAGGGUAACUGAGGGUAACUGGGUAAAUAAACAUGCGUGAAGGUAUCUGCUAGUCCAUGCUAGUCAUUCGGUCGUCGCCGACUUCAGGCGUAUACCGUUCGGCAGCAGCGACAUUCGCGUUUUAUACGCCGCGAAAGUUAUUUUGACAAUGCGUGCGUAUACGUGUACGCGUACAUAACUCACGCGCGAGUUGUUCAAGGACUUUAUUACACGAGGUUAUGGGUAAAGUGACGCAGAGGAAGUCCACUGACCGGGAGGAGACGCCAAAGCCGCGGCGGAAGCGACGGAAGGCCGAUCUCAACCGAAUACACUCGAGGAUCCUGCAGGCCAAGCGAAAGUUGGAUAAUAAUGGAAAGGACGACAAAAAAAGUGGACAGAAGAAACAGGGCCGAGCAAAGAUCUGCGACAGACUUCUGCCGGAACCUGCUGCCGGCAUAUACAGAAAUGGCAUAAAGGGUAAAAACAUCCACAGAGCACAGACGACAACAAAUACAUACCGCAAGGCUCGGUUGAAGGGAGAUGCGUUGAAGCUUUUCAGCGGCGAGACUGAUACACCCAGGUCUAUAGUAGAGAUUCCAGUACAUGAUGAAACUACUGAACAAUCCCCAAAUAAUAAUUGUAUGAAGGACAGCUUGAAAUGGACACCAUGUAUUCUAGAGCAAAGCCCUAUUUUGGGACAAAAUAAAAAUCAUAAACCACAUCUUGUUAAAAAGAAAAUUGAGGAAAAUAUCUUUAAAGAUGCAGAUUCCAAUGAUAUUAAAAAACAAAAUGUCAACAACAAAUCGAGAAAAGUUCAAAAAGAAAACAUUUGCAAACGAAAGUUAUUUCAAAAUGAUUGUGAACAAUUGGAAACUGUUACUACUACUCCAACGCAAAUAUUUGAUAAUACUGAUCUCGUAAAAGAAAAUGAAGCUAAUAAAAAAGGAACAAAGCAGAUGUGUUCAAAAAAUAGUAAAAAUUUAUCUUAUGAUCCAUUAAGCCACUAUAUGGAAUUCUGCAGAGUAAUCUCUGCUGAAAAUUUCGAAGAGGAUAUUCUACCAAAUUUUCAGUCAGAUCCUGUUGCAACAAUAACCAAAAGGUUAAAGAAUAUCUAUGCUGAUUCUUAUCGUCAACAUCUUUUACGUAAAAAGAAACAAGAAUUGGAAAAUGUGAAAUACUCUGUGGAAUAUCAAGCUUGUACAAAUUCCGACGUCUCGCAAUUGUCACCUAUCGAAUUUGAAGUUCCAAAGUGCAGUGAAAAUCAUAUCACAGCUCAUCUACAAGGUGUGUCUCAGAAAAAAAAUAAAUUAAUAAAAAAGACCGAACUUAUAAAGUGUAAUGACAUAACACGUCAUGGUUCUACAUCUUGCUCAUCGCGAAAUACUUUUGCAGCACAUAACGCAAAUGGCUCCUUAGAAAAUUACGAGAAUAGCGAUACUCCUUAUUUAAAACAAUCCAAAGAUAAACUUUCAAAAUCGAAAUAUUUUUGUUUGAACAAAAAGGAUUCCAUUCAGUUAGAUUCUCAAGAAAACACCAACUACGUUAAUCACCUUUUAAAAAGUAAACAUGAUACGGAUAAUUUUUCGAUUGAUAUUCCUAGGAAUUCACAUUACAUUGAUAAUUCAAAAAAUUUAAGAACUUCAAUGUAUUUAAGUGAUCCUGUAUUAUCAGAAAGAUAUUUGAAAGAUUAUUCCUGUGAAAAAUUGUCGACUGCUGUUUCUGACAGUAGUACACUACCCCAAAAAUGUAAUAACAGAACAAAUAAUUGGAAUAUAAAGAAACGAGUACCUUCCAUUCUACGUCGAUGUAAUAUUACGAUUAAUAACCCCAGUCAUUCUGUACAGAUAAAUAACGAUUACACGGAAGACUUAUAUGAAAAAUGUGAAACUAACUUAUUUAAUAGAAGUCCAAGCAACGGCAUUAAAAAAGAAUUAUACAAAACUGCAUUUCCAACUAAUGUAUUCACAAAUCUUCCUACAUCUAAAACAAUAAACGCGACAUUUGAUCAAACAAAAAUACUGGAGCCUCAAAUUGGAACGAUGAAAAUAAAGGAUUCGCAAGAGUCUCAAGUCGAACAAUUUGAUAUAAAUAUGCAUCCAAAGGAACAUAACGAAAGAAAUGAAUUUUGCCAAUACAAUAAUUUUUUGCACCCGCAAAUUUUCGAAGCUUCAUAUGAUACAAAUCAAAAAUUGCCUCGCCAGAAACAAAAUUCAUUAGAAACGAAGAAACAUAUUUUUCAUUCUAAUAAUUAUCGUCUGAGUAAUUAUCUUCAAAGGGUAAAUUUUUCUAAUUCCAAUAUAGAAUCGGCAAAACAGUGUCUUCGUCAAACCAAAUUACACGCGAUUGAAACUAACAAACAAGAGGCUUACGGGAAAAAUACACGUCAAAAUCAAAAUAUACUUUCCAGCAAUGAUAAUGACAGAAUGACGCCGAUACCAAUAUUUAUCGAAACAAACUUUUCCCAAGAUACUCAAACUGAAAAAAGAUCCGCAGAAUUAUGUCAGAAAAAUUUAAGUCUGUUUAGUAAAACAGACGUAAAAUGCGCCAAGAAUCAAAUUAAUCAAAAUGCGUGUCAUUGCAAUGAACAGUAUAUUUAUUUCAAUUCUGCCAAUUGUUCGCGUAAAUAUAAGGAACAAGCGCAUUUUCAUAAAGAAAUGAUUCAGCCUGAAAGUUUACGCAACACGAAAGGCUACAAUAACAGUACAGAUAGUUGUGUCAAUUUGUCUAACGCUACGCAAAAUGUACCGUUGUUAUCAUUGAACCAAAAGAAUAAUCUAUUUAUGUAUCCGAAAGCGAUCGACGAUCAGCAUCGCGCAGUGUUAUUGCAAGAUGUCACUCAACCUGUAAAAUACUUAGCUGUAGAAAACGAUUCGGAGAUCCAAAGAAUUCCCGUGUAUAUAAAUGACGACAAAAGUGUCAGGAUUGUGGAAAAUGUUCCAUUAAAAGUAAUAGCUUUAAUGGAUCCAAGUACUCAAACAAAAGCAUUUCCACAAGAAAUUGGGACAAAGGUAGUGCCGUUGCAAACGGACGGUUUGCACCUUAACAGUUUUGUGACACAUAAGAUAAGCGAUCAAUCUUUCAUGAAGCGUUUAGAUCCUAUGAAAACAGUACUUCUUAAUCCUGAUUCACAAUCUAAUAUAUGGUACGCUUCGAAUUUGUAACGGUUUACACGAUUACAUCACAGUACAUACAUAUCGUAGCAACACAGCACAUCGAUUAUGUUUCUUGCGAAAUUUUAUAAUUGCGAGAUGCGUGUGCGCGCGCUUUCUCUUCCCGUAAAUAUAAACAUUUGUUAUUAAGAUAAAAGUUAUAAGUCUUCCACGAAAGACAAAGUUAUGUCUACUUAUUCUAUAAUCUAUUUGUUUUGUGGAAAGAUAGUAACCUCGUGGAAAGUGAUAUAUUUUCAUAAUACUUGUAAUACUUGUUGAUAAUUGAUACACUUACAUAUGUAUAAUAUUAUAUACAUGUAAGUAUAAAUGUUUUUUUUCUUUUUUAUCUUUCUACAAAUGUGAAAGAUAAUACAUUUCUAGUAUCAGGUAUUUUUCCUUAACGAAUAACGAACAUUUGAUUUGGUAUGGAAAAUGAAAGUACAAAACUGCCUGUGAUAGUUGGAACAUAUAUGUAUUAUUAUGUUACCGUUAAGUCAUAAUUCUUGGACAUCAAAUGUUUAACAUAGGAGAAAUUCAUUUUCGUCAAUCUCACAGCAAUAUCGAUACAUAUAUUAUGUGAAUUUCUGAAUAAGUGUGAUAAAGGCUUGUAAAUAAAUGUCGCAGAACGCAAAGUGUA
Messenger RNA from Monomorium pharaonis (pharaoh ant), 4224 nucleotides. RefSeq lists its product as uncharacterized. Lineage: Eukaryota; Metazoa; Arthropoda; Insecta; Hymenoptera; Formicidae. The record is from RefSeq and is a predicted model, not a curated record. The transcript is spliced from 8 exons. The coding region runs from base 678 to 3599 and encodes 973 amino acids.